This is a messenger RNA of Diospyros lotus (date-plum), 390 nucleotides long. RefSeq lists its product as uncharacterized. The transcript has a single exon. The record is from RefSeq and is a predicted model, not a curated record. The coding region runs from base 1 to 390 and encodes 129 amino acids. NCBI's taxonomy places the organism in Eukaryota, Viridiplantae, Streptophyta, Magnoliopsida, Ericales, Ebenaceae.
AUGCCGAUGAGGGGUGUUCAAUGCUUUGGAGUAUUUGGUAAGCUUAGUCCUCGUUUCGUGGGACCGUUUGAGAUAUUGGAGCGAGUUGGACCUUUGGCUUACCAGUUGGCUUUACCCCCUCAGCUAGCUCACGUACAUGAUGUCUUCCAUGUUUCUAUGCUUUGCAAGUAUGUGGCAGAUCCUGGGGUUAUUGAUUAUCACCCGCUCGUAGUGCAAAAGGACGCGUCACACAUCGAGUUGCUAGCUAGUAUUGUGAAUCGAAAAGAAAAAGUGUUCCGCAAUCGUACAAUUUCCUAUGUAAAGAUUCAGUGGCAGCAACUUACCCCUAAGGAGGCUACUUGGGAGCUAGAGGAGGACAUGAGGCAACUUCAUCCUCAGUUAUUUGCCUAG